GAAUAGGAGCAGCGAGUGGAAAAAACUACCCAUACGCCAUAGAGCUCCUACUCUGAAACCCUCAAGAACCUUCCCCACUCUCUCAUCUCUCUCAAGUCUCAACCCAAUAAUAUAACCCCCUCUCGCUCUCUCAAACCCAAAUUCUCUCUCUCUCUCUCUCUCUCUGUGUCUCAGUAAGCGGAGCACAAUGAGCAGCGGUCAUCCUCCUGGUCUGCAUCAACCUGGCCUGUCAGAGGAAAGUCCAAGCUACGAGCUGAGCGGGAGGAUAAUGCUGACCGCGAUAGUGAUACUCUUCUUCGUGGUCAUCCUCAUGGUCUGCCUCCACCUCUACGCGCGCUGGUACCUCGUCCGCGCGCGCCGCCGCCAAAUCCGACGCCACCGACGCCGCACCAACCUCGUCUUUUACAUGGACUCUGCCAACCCCGACUCGGCCGCCACCGGCACAGCUCCCACGCGCGGCCUCGACGCGUCCGUCCUCAAGUCCAUCCCGAUCUUCGUCUACUCCUCCAAGACCCACCCGGACCCGACUCCGGAGUGCGCCGUUUGCCUCUCCGAAUUCGAAGAGAACGAAACGGGUCGGACCCUCCCCAAGUGCCGCCACAGCUUCCACAUCGAGUGCAUCGACAUGUGGUUCCACUCCCACUCCACUUGCCCGCUCUGCCGGACCCAGGUCGAACCCUGCUCAGCACCCGAAAAUCCGGCUGAAUUUGUUAUCUCGGUGGUCGACCCGGCGGCAAACGAACCGGGUUCGAGUUCCGGGCUUUGCUCGGACUGUGAACACGAGGAGGGACAAGUGGGUCCGGCCUCGUCGUCGAUCGCGGCCAGAAGGAAGCCCAUCGAGCUCGCGGGCGUGUCCAUAGAGGUCCCGAGACGGAACGAGAACUUCAGGGACGAGUCUGACUCGCCGGCAGGUCAGAGCGGGUUCAGGUCGCCGAUGAGUCGCAUGUUGUCAUUUACUAGGAUUCUCAGCAGAGACAGACGAGCGAGCACGUCGCCGACCUCGGAUAUUGAGCAAGGAAAUGACGAGACUCGGCAAACUCAGGUAGACCCGGGGCGACUCAGUAUGUUAAAGUGAGUUGACUCGGGCGCUUUGAUCUCUUCGAGGUUUGAGGAAAAGACAUUCGGUUUCGGCGACUGUCAGUCAGUAGUCUCUUGUCUCUAGGUUAUUGGUGGGGAUUUUUGGACGUACACGUGGCGAUAUUCUAUUUACUCUAGAUUUCCCUCGCAGCCUUGGGUUGACUGGGAAUGUUUGACCAGUGUAUAUAUAGUUACCACUAUAUUGUUUUUACCACUUACAAUCGCAUUUGAUUGAUAUUUUCUUUCUUUUCUUAUUUCUCGGAAAAUAAUUGAAGAUCUUCUACCCGUUAAUACUGGGUGUUUUACGUCA
This is a messenger RNA of Alnus glutinosa, 1387 nucleotides long. RefSeq names its product RING-H2 finger protein ATL2. The transcript has a single exon. The coding region runs from base 188 to 1075 and encodes 295 amino acids. The record is from RefSeq and is a predicted model, not a curated record. Lineage: Eukaryota; Viridiplantae; Streptophyta; Magnoliopsida; Fagales; Betulaceae. Gene Ontology annotation, biological process: protein ubiquitination.